CACACACACACACACACAGCAUCGAACGAAGAACUCGAGCACACCGUCGAUACGAGACCAUACGAUCGGAUGGCGAGCGGCAAGGCGAAGGCGUCGUCGUGGGCGGCGGCGAUGAGCGUGGGCGCGGGCACGGCCGAGGCGCUCAAGGAUUGGCAUGCCGCGCUGUCAAGCUGGAACCACGCGUUCCGGUCAUUCCAGCAGGGCGGCAGCACUACUGCGGCGGCCGGGAACAGCAAGAGCAGGGCGGUGCCUGCUGCCGGUGGUGCCGCGACGAGGAGGAAGGCGAAGCAAGAGCAGGAGGAGGAGCUCCGGACUGUCAUGUACCUCAGCAACUGGGGCCCCAACAACUAACCGGUCGAUGAACCAACAGCUAGAUGUUCUUAAUUAGAUGGCUAGAUUGGGGUACUAGUUGCUCUUUCUCGAUCGGCAUGAACAUUCUGGGGCUUGUGUUCUGUUGUGUCAGAUACGGUACAUGAACCAAGAUCAACUUGCGUGUUUUA
Molecule: messenger RNA, 500 nt
Organism: Lolium perenne
Lineage: Eukaryota; Viridiplantae; Streptophyta; Magnoliopsida; Poales; Poaceae
Source: RefSeq, a predicted model, not a curated record